GCAGGGCAAGCCUUUUAUUUCACACGCGGGGGUUUCUACUUGCUCAUUCACCAGGGGAGAGUGGCCACAGCAGCAGCAGCAGGAGCACCAUCACCAGUGGUAGCAGCAGUGCAAGAGAAGGAGACGAGGGGGGAGGUGCAGACAGCACAAACCAGAGCCGAAGAAGAAUAGCAUCCCUAUCCGAGUCCUGCUGUUUGUCUUUUUUUUUCUCUCCUCCUCCUCCUCCUACUCCUCCUCCAUCCAUCCAUCCCUGUGUUCCUCUUUGUUUUCCUCUCUCUGUUGUGCCUCCUCUCUGCUGAUUCAGUGGUGCUAUUGGAGACGGCAGGCAGAGCUUAGAGAAUUCUCUUCUCCUUCCUCUUCCCUUCUCCUCCUCCUACUGCUUUCCUUUCUUUCUUUCUUUCUUUCUUUUUUUGAAAUCCUUUCCUGGAUCCGUGCCUGGCUUGGUUUGGGUGAGCGAGGGACCUUUUCCUGGAGUCAGUGGUAGCAGUGGCGUUGUUGUUGUUGUAGUAAUAUCAGCUGAGUCAUCAUCAUGUCCGACCUGACGCCUCAAACCGAUGCCCCAACCCCCACCACGGACAAGAUCACGCAGGCUGCCAGGGAGACCAUUUAUCUCUGCAACUUCCGUGUGUCCGUGGACGGGGAAUGGCUGUGCCUGCGCGAGCUCAACGACAUCUCCCUCACGCCCGACCCCGAGCCGGCCCACGAAGAUUCAUGGGAGGAUUUCACAGAGUUGGUGGAACAAAUGCACUUGCUUGAUGAGUUUAAAGAUCCCAAGGACCCCAUCGCCAUCGAGAGGCUCAACCUGAUGAACAUGGCCAAGCUGAGCAUCAAGGGCCUGAUCGAGUCGGCGCUAAACCUGGGCCGAACGCUGGACUCCGACUACGCCCCGCUCCAGCAGUUCUUUGUGGUGAUGGAGCACUGCCUCAAACAUGGACUGAAAAGUAAGAAGACCUUUCUGGGACAGAACAAGUCAUUUUGGGGUCCCCUGGAGCUGGUGGAGAAGCUGACACCCGAAGCUGGAGAAAUCACAGCCAGCGUGAAAGAUCUGCCUGGACUCAAAACCCCACUUGGCAGAGGUCGGGCUUGGCUUCGGCUGGCGCUGAUGCAGAAAAAGCUGUCCGACUACAUGAAGACCAUCAUCAACAGGAAGGAUCUGCUGAGUGAGUUCUAUGAGGCCAAUGCUCUGAUGAUGGAGGAGGAGGGAGCAGUGAUCGCAGGGCUGCUGGUGGGCCUGAACGUCAUUGACGCCAACCUUUGCAUGAAGGGAGAAGAUUUGGACUCCCAGGUGGGGGUAAUCGAUUUCUCAAUGUAUCUGAAGGAUGGGGGGCACAGCAGCAAGAGCACAGAAGGGGAUGGACAGAUAACUGCCAUUCUAGACCAGAAGAAUUACGUGGAGGAGCUGAACAGACAUCUAAGCGCAUCAGUCAACAACCUCCAGGCCAAAGUGGACGCGCUGGAGAAGUCCAACUCCAAACUGACAGAAGAGUUGGCGGUGACAAAUAACCGUGUCAUCACCUUACAAGACGAAGUGGAACGGGUGAAGCUAGAGGGUUCCUAUCCUGCAGACAAGGUGCCCAGAGCGGAUGGUAGUGCGGACGGCCAGGUGCUGGGAGAGGCUCGCAAGCAGCUCAAGGAGGAAACCCAGCUACGAUUGGAUGUGGAGCGGGAGCUGGAGGUGCAGAUCGGCAUGAAGCAGGAGAUGGAGCUGUCCAUGAAGAUGCUGGAGAAGGACAUCUGUGAGAAGCACGAUGCCCUGGUGGAGCUUCGCCAGCAGCUGGACGACAUGCGGACGCUCAACCACGAGCUGCAGCACAAGUCGCAGGGGUCAGAGGCCAGCUCCAAACAGAAGAACGAGCUCAUCAGUCGCCUGGAGGACAAGACGAACCAGAUGGCCAGCACCAUCAAACAGCUGGAGAACAGAUCCAAACAGGCGGAGCGGCAGAGGGACCUGGCAGAGGAGGCCAACCGGCUCUUCAAGCAGGAGUUCGGGGACAAGAUCGAGAGCCUUCAGCAGGAGCUGGAACAGUUGAGGAAGCAGAAAUCCGGCAUGGAGGGAGAGUUUAGGAAGCAAAGGGAGCCUCGCGGAGUGCAGCACCAUGACUCUGGCUUGGGGGAGAAGACGAGCUCCCCAUCCUCCCACGGAGACAGCAGGCAGCAGGUGGAGGACAUCAGAAAGGAGCUGGAGUCGGUCAGGAAAGAGAACGACACUCUACGAAAUGUGCUGGAUGAGAAAGCUAGUCUCAGUUCCAGCUUGUCCCUAUCACAAAAUGAGGAAGAUGAUGAGCAGGAUCAGGCCUUGUUCGAGGACCUUGAACCCUUCAUCUGCACUAGUUGUGAAAAAGAAGACUCCUUGACCAGGACCAAGAAGCAGUGUAAGAACUGCAGAGGGCUCUUCUGCGAGAGCUGCCUGGCCAACGAGUUACCCCUGCCCUCCUCCAUCAACCCUGAGCAGGUGUGCGACUCCUGCUACUCCCAGCUCUUGCAACAGUACGCAUCGAGCCCCUCCUGAGGCACGCACACACACACACACACACACACACACACAUACUGGUGCAUAUCUCAAAAUUCAUCAUUCUGAAUAUCAUAGAGCGAUGGACUUUUGACGCUUCAAAUGGGACUUUUGAAAUGAGGCAUUUUUUUUUCUCAUCAAUCUUUAAACCAAAAAGGAUAUAAAUUAUCAUUACAAGAACUUUGGUCUAAUGUGUAAUGUUUUACAGUCGCAUUUGCUUCUUGAAAGGGAUGCUUAGGGAUACCUUUGUUGUUUUUAAGUGCUCUGUGUGUGAGAAGCCUUUGGGAAGUAGUACUCUGCUGCACACAUUCAUAUCUGCAUUGCAUCUUAAUCGUAUCAUGUCGCAAGUGAUUGAGUGAUGUUGUCCACCAAGUGGAUUUAUACAGUUCUUGUAUUACUUGAAUUGUGUAUGAAACAGUUACUUUGAACUCCCUUAUCCCAUGCCUGCUCUGUUAUGCUCUUAAUAGUUAGGCAAUAUAUUUCAUGGUUAGCUUGACUAACAUAAUGGCAAUUAUUGUAAGCAGAGAAUGGCUGAGUUGAUUUAGAAAUCCUUUAACUUUUUUCCUGAAAAGAGGAGCAAUUACACAAAAGGUUCACUGUCGUAAACAGCGAUGGCAUAAACCUGUUACAGAAUCACUACAUCUCAAACUGUACAGGGCUUAUUUGAUUAUGGAAUACUGACAUCAUGCAGGAACAUUGCUUCUUUCGCAUUCAAAAUGGACUUUUAUGACUUUGUUGAUCUAAAGCUGAUUGACAAGUUGUAUUUUACUUGAUGUUUUAAUAAAACUUUUAAAAUCUUGAA
Clupea harengus (Atlantic herring) is the source of this 3311-nucleotide messenger RNA. It is a transcript of the gene rufy3, whose product is annotated as RUN and FYVE domain containing 3. Gene Ontology annotation, biological process: regulation of axonogenesis. The record is from RefSeq and is a predicted model, not a curated record. Lineage: Eukaryota; Metazoa; Chordata; Actinopteri; Clupeiformes; Clupeidae. Gene Ontology annotation, cellular component: cytoplasm. Gene Ontology annotation, molecular function: metal ion binding.